Protopolystoma xenopodis is the source of this 369-nucleotide messenger RNA. The record is from the annotation of a GenBank genome assembly. Lineage: Eukaryota; Metazoa; Platyhelminthes; Monogenea; Polystomatidea; Polystomatidae.
AUGUCUUAUACAAUUGAGCAUGAGUAUGAUGGAGAUGACGAUAGAGGGCCCAGUCCUAAACGUGGAAGGUCUAACGUUACGAACAUUUCUCUAUCUAGAGUGAGUCGGCCUAAAUCUUUCUCUCCAGCCUCAUUCGACGAUUGGAUAGAACAUCCUAACAUACCGGGCACGCCUGAAUCGAAGGAGUGCAUAUAUGAAACCAUUAAAAUAAGCCGUCCGUCUACACCUGAUACAAAGGAUGAUCAGCUGGACGGAUACAAUUUCUCAAAGGAUCAACAAGAUGGGGCUAGACAAGAAGAGUUAGCAAAGUUGCAAGAUGACGAAAUUGUGGAGAUCCUUUGCAAUGGACGUCCGCCAAUUGUAGACUAG